Stylophora pistillata is the source of this 869-nucleotide messenger RNA. RefSeq names its product small integral membrane protein 15. Lineage: Eukaryota; Metazoa; Cnidaria; Anthozoa; Scleractinia; Pocilloporidae. The record is from RefSeq and is a predicted model, not a curated record.
UCAAAAUGGCGGAGAAUUCAGUAGAAAAGGGUCCGUGGAAAGAGACCCUCGAUUCAUUUGUACAAUAUGUCGCUUUGAACCCCAAAGAGUUUCUUUUCUAUGUUUUCCUAAUAAUGACUCCUUUGAUGGCAAUAAGUGGAUAUCUAUCCCUGAAACUAGCAAAACACAUAGAAAAGAAUGAAAAGGAAAAGAAGAAAAAAGCAACUCGUCAAUCAAAUAUGGCCAAAGCAAGACGGAGAGCAAAAGCUGAUUGAUUCCUGUGGAAAAAAAGAGUUCGUUAACUUUGAGGUGGCAAAUGAGUUUCUGCAACAGGAGGAUGUAGUUUAGAAAUUUGUCACUUACUGCGAUUUUCAGUUGAAUGAGGCCCAGCAGAAGUUUGGUGACCACAUUUUGACACUGAAGUCAUUUUGUUAUCAUGGGGACUGGCUGCAUUUACAGUGGCAACUUGUUGUUUGACUUCUUUUGGUGGGCUUUCAUGUUUGACAGUUGAUGCACUGCUAUUGAGGUUCAGUUACAAUUGGAAAUGAAAAAGAUUGCUUGCAACAACACCAUUAUUUUACAGUUAAAACCUAGACAACAAACUUUUUGUGCACUUCACUCAACUGAUAAUCAUUGUUAUGUCACUGACAUGUUUGCACAGCACAGCACAGCAAGUGGAAAGAUAUACUAUGACGAAAUUUUGUUUGAUAUGUUAUGACUAUUUUGGUUUAAUUUGCUUUUUUUAUCUUAGUGUAUAUAAAUAAUACCAUUUUGAUCAUCAGUUAGGUCAUCAGAUCGUCAUGAAAUAGAAAUAUUAACCAUUAUUUGAUGGCAUGUAUGGAGCAAAAGCUAAAUGAUUAAAACUCAAAUGUAUAUUGAGAAACAGGUAA